Messenger RNA from Stegastes partitus (bicolor damselfish), 2209 nucleotides. RefSeq names its product hdc homolog, cell cycle regulator (gene heca). The coding region runs from base 173 to 1858 and encodes 561 amino acids. The transcript has 5 exons. The record is from RefSeq and is a predicted model, not a curated record. Lineage: Eukaryota; Metazoa; Chordata; Actinopteri; Pomacentridae.
UCUUAUAGCUGCUGCACGAAAGCAGCCCGUCGUCCACGAGGAGCCCGAAGGCGGCAGCACAAAGAGCGUCCGCGCUGCAGCGCCGCUAACAUGGAGUCCUCGGAAAUGUCAGACAGCGCUGACAGGAGCCGUUGAUAGAGGUCGAAAAUAACUGACAUCCGAAUCCUGUAAAAUGCCCAACCAGAAGAGCAACAAGGGAAAGAAAAGCAAACGCACCAACAGUAGCGGAGAUGAGCAGGAAAAUGGAGCCUGUGCGGCCGCAACAGGAGGCGCAGCUGCGGCGGCUGCACCCAGGACCGAGCGCUCGAGUGAGGUCCAGUGUGCGACCCCUCUGGGCUGCAGCUUGGGCCGGGCCAUCGACCUGGAGAAGGACGACUACCAGCGGGUGCUCUGCAACAACGAGCUCUGUCCCUACGGCAACUGGAUGCAUCUUCAGUGCUUCUACGAGUGGGAGAGCUCCAUCCUGGUCCAGUUCAACUGCAUCGGCCGUGCGCGGUCCUGGAACGAGAAGCAGUGCCGGCAGAACAUGUGGACCAAGAAGGGCUACGACUUGGCCUUCAGGUUCUGCUCCUGCCGCUGCGGUCAGGGUCACCUGAAGAAAGACACCGACUGGUAUCAGGUGAAGCGCAUGCAGGAUGAGCGCAAGAAGAAGCCGUCGGAGAGGAGCACGGGUAGGACCGGGUCCAGUGGAGGGGCUGCGGGGCCUGGGGAUGGGCUUUUUGAGGAUCCCAAGAAAAGCAAGCCACCAGGAGGAGCAGUGGGAGGGAAACUAGCUCACAGGGCCUCUAGUCAGGAGUUACCUCGUAGACAAUCAAUGGACCGACAGAACUCUACAGAGAGAGGAGCAGCAGCAGCAGUAGGAGGACUCGCCGCAGGAGGGCCUUUUCCUCUGGGGCCUCCUCAGAAAUCUCCGUGCGAUUCCCCGGGACAGUCCCCUCCUUCCGGCUUCACCUUCUCCCCCACUGCUGCCCUCGGCUCAGCAGGGGGAGGAGCAGGUCUCCGGGGGUCUCGUCAGCUGGGAGAGUUCCUCAAAUCAGCCGUCCACAUGGACCCGCAGAGGAAACACCUGCUGGUGGGAGGAGCUCUCAGUCGGGGCGGCGGCUGCUCCUUGGGAGCCUCUGGCGGAGCAGCUGGUGGUCCUCACCUCGACCCGGGGUCUGUCCUUCCCCUGCAGCUGUCCUUCGCCCUCCCGCUUCACCACCGGCUCACCUCCGGCAGCGUGGGUGACGGCACCCAUCCUCACCCGGUGCAGUUCCUGAGGAGGCUGGACCUCUCGGAGCUCCUCACCCACAUCCCUCGUCAUAAACUCAACACCUACCACGUCCGCAUGGAAGAUGACGCCCAGGCAGGCCAGGGAGAGGAGCUGCGGAGGUUUAUCCUGUCAGCCCUCAGUGCGAGCCAGAGAAACGUGGUCAACUGUGCGCUGUGCCACCGGACGCUGCCUGUGUUUGAACAGUUUCCUCUGGUGGACGGGACGCUGUUUCUCAGCCCAUCACGUCACGAUGAGAUCGAGUACGAUGUCCCCUGCCACCUGCAAGGCCGGUUAAUGCACCUCUACGCCAUCUGUGUAGACUGUCUAGAAGGCGUCCACAAGAUCGUCUGCAUCAAGUGCAAGUCACGCUGGGAUGGCAGCUGGCACCAGCUGGGCACCAUGUAUACGUACGAUAUACUGGCUGCUUCACCUUGUUGUCAGGCCCGUCUCAACUGCAAGCACUGCGGGAAGCCGGUGGUGGACGUUCGAGUCGGGAUGCAGUAUUUCUCCGAGUACAGCAACGUCCAGCAGUGCCCUCACUGCGGCAACCUGGACUAUCACUUUGUUAAACCCUUCUCCUCCUACAAAGUACUCGAGGCUUAUUGACAAAUGUUGUUCAUGCAUGCUAGUUAAGCUGCUUUUGUUCGAAUUUUUUUUCUAACACAAUCUAGGAAAGAUUUUUAUUUUUGGGCCUUAAGGUGGUUUUAUGUUUUUAAGUUCUCUCUCUUUUGAUUUCUUUUUUUUUUAUGUAUAGGAAAAGUAUGACUCUAGUUAAAAGAGAAAUAAAAGUUCCAAGACAGUAUCUCUGCUGUUAGAGGAAAGUGUUGAUAAAAGUGUGGAACUGACAUUUAAGUCAAGCAAACACAUUUAUCUGUGACAAGUGAAUGUAUCUGUAUGCCAAAUUUGCUUUUAUUUUUUACCAAAAACAAUCUUGAAUAAAGCAGAGAAAGAUCCACA